AUGCUUAUCCGUCCCAACCAUGUAUCUUGCUGGCGGGCUGGUUCAUUCGCGGGACUGUGUUCCGUAAUCAUUCUUUACAUCUUCUUUGCACGAGGUCACAUCUCAACUCUCCAACCAUUUCUCUCCGCCGGCUCGGCCUUUUCUGCGAACUACCAGACUGACCUCAUCUCCUACUGGAAAGAGCUCGCGAGUUCCCUCGAGGACGCGCGCCCAGCAUGUCCUCCCAUCAACGUCACGACAGAGGAAAUGCCCAAUGAGGAUAGGAACUUUGAACCGCUCAAGAAAAAAGAGAGACCGGAACGUUUAUUUCUGCCCGCAGAAGAUGAGGCGGAGCUGAUGCGUGCACAUCGCCGUAUGCGCGUCGCAGCCCGACGCCUAGCACCGCUAUUACCAGUUGGAGAUGAGACCGGUAUCGUCACGACUGGCGGAUUGAAGCUAUUCCCUGUCUUGCUUGUAUCUCUACGCAUGCUUCGGCGGACAGGAUGUACGUUACCGGUUCAAGUUUUCCUCGGUGAUCAAAAAGAGUAUGAAGAAGUAAAGAGUAUAUGCGAGGAUGUGCUACCGAGUUUAAAUGCAAAGUGUCACGUCGUUGAAGAAGUCUAUUCGACAGCGGAUGUUGCUAUCGCGCCACCAGAGCACUUUCAAUUCAAAAUCCUCGCCAUUCUCUUCUCGUCAUUCAGACAUGUUCUUUUUCUCGACGCGGAUGCAUUUCCGGCACACGAUCCAACACCUCUCUUCAAUUCCCCACCAUACACAACCCACGGCCUCGUAACGUGGCCCGGAUUCUUCGCCAACACCGCAUCGCCGCACUACUACCACAUCGCAGGUAUCGCCGAACCGCCACCAAAUCGCGGCACAGAAUCAGGCCAACUACUACUGGACAAGAAGCACCAUGCUGAAAGUAUUCCCAUGAUGGUAUAUUACAACUACUUCGGCCCGGACUACUACUAUCCCUUACAAUCGCAGAACGGCCCGGGGCAAGGCGAUAAAGAGACGUUUGGAGCUGCUGCCGUGGCAGUGAAUGCGCCUUUUUACGGGCUGAAAACCCCCGUGUCAGCCCUCGGGAAUCAUGUCAAUGGACAAUACAUAUUCGCUGGAGCGGGCCAAGCAGAUCCCAUGCAAGAUUAUCUCUAUGACCCUCCGUAUCCAAACCACAUACAACCCGAAUACGAACGAAAUGAGGAGAAGAACCAAGUUAGAGCCUUUUUCGUGCAUACAGUGUCUCCGGAAACGAAACUCAACCCGCUGAAGCUUUUGCGCGAGGGCGGCGUGGCAUGGAAUGCAAAUGGGGAUUGGCAUAGGAUAUGGGGGAAGGAGAAGAACGUAGUGGAAAAAUUUGGGUACGAUGUGGAGAAAAGGAUGUGGGAGUGCGUGGAGGAGGAAGCGUGCAGGACGGAUCAGAACGUGUGUAUGGAGGUUAAGGCUUUCUAUGCGAAGGUGUUUGGGACGAUGCUGGCGAAAUAG
Alternaria burnsii is the source of this 1464-nucleotide messenger RNA. Its product is annotated as glycosyltransferase family 71 protein. The record is from RefSeq and is a predicted model, not a curated record. The coding region runs from base 1 to 1464 and encodes 487 amino acids. Gene Ontology annotation, cellular component: Golgi apparatus. Gene Ontology annotation, biological process: mannan biosynthetic process. The transcript has 2 exons. NCBI's taxonomy places the organism in Eukaryota, Fungi, Ascomycota, Dothideomycetes, Pleosporales, Pleosporaceae. Gene Ontology annotation, molecular function: alpha-1,2-mannosyltransferase activity.